AUGGCCUUUUCGUUCGGGCAACCUUCUACCUCGGCACCCACUACAACCUCGGCGCCGGCGUUUGGCGGCUCAACAUUCAGCUUUGGAGCCAACAACCCAAACACUGCAGGAACGACAGGAGCUGCGGGUACCACCGGGACAGGACUAUUUGGUCAAGCAACAGCUACGCAACCUACCACGGGCACGGGCACGGCCACUGGUACUGGAUUAUUCGGUAACACUGGGACUUCCGGGACGACAGGAACAGCCGGAGGAGGACUUUUCGGUAAUACAAACACAACCACGGCUGGAACUGGCACGACCGGCGGUCUGUUUGGGAACAACACGACUACAGCGACCGCCUCUGCUCCCGCAACUGGUGGGUUAUUCGGCGCAGCGAAUACCAAUACGACCGGGACCACAGGAGGAGGCUUGUUUGGUAACACCAAUCCUGCCGCCGCUGCCCCAGCUUCGGGUGGACUCUUUGCUUCCACUACUACCGCGCCUACUGCUGCAACCGGGGGUGGGCUUUUCGGGAAUACAACAACUACCCAACAACCGUCUGGCGGAUUGUUUGGCUCCACUACCACUGCACCUACCUCGGGCGGUCUUUUCGGUGCCAAACCAGCUGCCCCCUCCUUGUUCGGUCAGCCUGCGGCAAAUCCGCUCGCGCAGUCGACAUUAUCAGCCUCAACACUCGGUCCUCCCCCUGCCCAACCCGCGAAGAAUAACUUGCAGGUCUCGGUGUUUGGAACGCCUGGUUCUGGUGGUUUGACACUUGAACAAAGGAUCGAAGCCAUCUUCCAGGCAUGGAGUCCGGCUUCACCUGAUUGUCGCUUCCAGUACUACUUUUACAACCUGGUUGAAAACCCACAAGCCUAUGGGCGUCCUGCAAACGCUACAAACGAAGCACUAUGGAAACGCGCGAUCAGCGAGAAUCCAAAUCCAGAACGACUAGUCCCGGCCCUGGCAAUAGGUUUCGACGACCUUAAAAAGCGAACCCUCUCGCAACAACAAGAAAACCAAUCUCACAUGGCUGCCCUUGCUCAACUACGCACGCGACUCGCCGCCGUAACAGCAAAACACGACACGACCCGUCUCGCCCGUCUGGCUCAGACCCACACCGAGUUGUCGAGAAGAGUGCGGGCCCUCGCAAGGCAGUUGCACAUGCUUAUCCCAGCCGUGCGCAGGAGCGCGUUGACUCCGAGGAAGAGGAGUGAGGAGAAAGUUGUUGGCGUUGGAGGAAGGGGCUGGGCUCGUGGUAAAGAGGCUGCGGGAGGUAGAGUGGAGUGGGCUGUUGUCGAUGAAGAAGGGCUGGCCAGCAUUGCUCAGAUCCUAAAGGAUCAACAAAACGGGCUAGCGCACGUUACAAAGAUUUUACAGGACGAUUUGCGCGCGCUGAAAAUCAUCAAGAGGGUGUCCCUACGCACAAUUAACUUGCUCGGACUUAUGUAUUGCUUUCUAGACACGUUCUAA
Molecule: messenger RNA, 1455 nt
Organism: Rhizoctonia solani
Lineage: Eukaryota; Fungi; Basidiomycota; Agaricomycetes; Cantharellales; Ceratobasidiaceae
Product: nucleoporin nup44
Exons: 7
Coding region: 1-1455 (484 amino acids)
Biological process (GO): protein localization to nuclear inner membrane; NLS-bearing protein import into nucleus; nuclear pore organization
Cellular component (GO): nuclear pore; nuclear pore central transport channel
Molecular function (GO): structural constituent of nuclear pore
Source: RefSeq, a predicted model, not a curated record